AUGAGCCAAAAUUAUUUUCGUCGACAAGUAACAAGUAAUCGAAGAAAAUCGACAACAUUGCCCGUUUUUCUUCAAGGAGAUGAAAAUAUAAAUAAUCGUCGUUUAAGUAUAUAUUUAAAUGGUCAACAUCGCUUAUAUACACUAUCUCAAAUAUUUUUACCUCAUGGAGGAGGAUACCAUGCUCAAGAACAUCUUCUAUCAACAAGUUCAGAAUCACAUCAAUCAUUUGUUUUAAUGACAGUUGAAGAUGAUCGGAAUGGUGAAGGAGAAAGAAGAUUAUCAAUUAUAUGUGGAUUAUAUCAUCCAAUUGAUGAAGAAACUUUUCAAUAG
Messenger RNA from Rotaria sordida, 330 nucleotides. Lineage: Eukaryota; Metazoa; Rotifera; Eurotatoria; Philodinida; Philodinidae. The record is from the annotation of a GenBank genome assembly.